This is a messenger RNA of Silurus meridionalis, 1714 nucleotides long. It is a transcript of the gene qpct, whose product is annotated as glutaminyl-peptide cyclotransferase. The transcript is spliced from 7 exons. Lineage: Eukaryota; Metazoa; Chordata; Actinopteri; Siluriformes; Siluridae. The coding region runs from base 66 to 1154 and encodes 362 amino acids. Gene Ontology annotation, molecular function: zinc ion binding; glutaminyl-peptide cyclotransferase activity. The record is from RefSeq and is a predicted model, not a curated record.
CUCUCCCUCCCUCACAUGAUCUCUCUGAAGUCGCUCAGUAAUAACAGAGAUGAGAGAUUAGUCUUAUGAGACCCGGUGCAGUCAUGCGGUCAUUCGCUUUGCUCGGCAUCUUUGCCACAUUUACGACCCACAUCUGUGCCCAGAUACAGUGGACACAAGAAAAGCUGUAUCACAAGGCCAGCACUCUGAGUUCUGAUGAUCUGAUAAGUGUUCUGGCUCAAACAGACAUUGACCGUAUGUGGAAGAAUGACCUGAAGCCCAUGCUUGUGGUGCGAUAUCCUGGCUCUCCUGGAAGCCAAGCUGUGCAGCAGCAUAUAAAAUCUACCAUGAGCUCACUGAAGGCAGGCUGGAAUGUGACUGAAGAUCACUUCCAAAAUUGGACGCCUUAUGGCCAGAUGCCUUUCACUAACAUAAUCGCCACUCUCAACCCUGGCUCUAAACGGCGCCUAGUGCUGUCUUGUCAUUAUGACUCCAAAUAUUUCCCUCCUCAGUGGCACGGGCAGGAAUUUCUUGGAGCCACUGACUCAGCUGUGCCCUGCUCCAUGCUGUUGGAGCUGGCCAGGGCACUUGAUAAUGAGCUAAAGACACUUAAGGAUGCAGUGUCUGACCUGACUCUACAGCUGAUCUUUUUUGAUGGAGAGGAGGCGCUGUAUCAGUGGACCUCUACUGACUCUCUGUACGGUUCCCGACAUCUGGCAACCAAAAUGGAAAACACGGCACACCCUGCGGGAGCCGGAGACACCAAUCUGCUAGAUGGAAUUGAUCUUUUUGUUCUAUUGGACUUGAUUGGUGGUUCCAUGCCUCGCUUCGGGAAUCAGUUCUCCAACACUGUUAGGUGGCUCUCCAAGCUCCAGAAUAUUGAGCGGCGCCUGCAUGCAUUGGGCCAGCUGGAGGAUCAUCCUAAUGAAGUGCAGUACUUCUGGCCUGGCAUGCCUGUGGGUCCUGUGCAGGAUGACCAUGUGCCCUUCCUUAACAGAGGGGUCCGUGUCCUUCAUCUUAUCCCCAAUCCAUUUCCUUUUGUAUGGCACACCUUUGAAGACAAUGAGGAGAACUUGGACCGAGCCACGAUCCAGAACCUCAACAAGAUUUUGCAGGUCUUUGUGCUUGAGUACCUCAACAUGAAAAUCCAGAAUCCACUUACAAAGGCACCCUAAUGUUCCUUUAUCUUAUAUAAUCAAUAUAAACCUCAAAGAAGCCACUAUGAAGUCAUAAAUUUGUAUUCUUGACACCAUGGUGUUAGAAUUAGACUUAUCUAGGGCCAAUUGUGUAUUUUUGUGUAUUGGUUUAUAACCAUAUAUUGUACCACAGGACCAAACAUGAUUACUGAGAGUAUUUUAGUAUUGGUUUAUAACCGUAUAUUGUACCACAGGACCAAAUAUGAUUACUGAGAUUAUUUUAGUAUCAGUAUAAUCAGUAUAUUUGUAAUCUUUGACAUUCUGAUUGGUGAAAUGUGAGAUUUCUUUUCCCUCUCUUUGUUAUAAAUAUUACUAUUCUAAUACAAUGUAAAGAAUAUACAGUAUAUUAAGUUGAUAUUUUACUUGUUUUAUCAAUUACAUUAAAUUUUAACAAUGGUUUUCUCAGUCAAAUCAAUGAUAUUACAGUCAAAGUUUGUAUGUGCCUCAAAAUACUUUCAGAGAGCAAAUAGUAAAAUAGUUGCUCAAGGCUGCAUUAUAUAUAUAUUUGUCAUAAUGACUAUUAAACAAUUAGUCCUACA